AUGGCCACCCUCCGCGUUCUGUCCAAGGACAAUGUCUCUCUCUAUGACCACACGUCUGGUGCCUCAGUCGCUCCUGCUGCCACAGCUGAGCUUAGCGCCCGUUCCCAGUGGCAGACUCGUGAUGAUACUGCUCGCCUAGCCGUUCGCAAUCACCUGCCGUUAGCCGAACUCACGCAUUUUGGCGAGCACAAAACCGCUAAGGCCCUGGACCACUUUCUCGCUCGCUGUCCCACCGAGCUCACUGUCGACCUCCUAGAGGAGCACCUCCUUGCAGCAGAGAAGAACAUAGUCACUGUAGGUGCUGCUCUUGGCGCUCCCCAUCACCCCAUAUUUGAGGGGUGCUCUCCCUCUCCCCUCGCCCCCUCCUUCGCUACUGCUAUUGCUGUUGCCUUCAUUGGUGCUGAGUUUGCUGGUGCUGUUUCUGCUCCUAGUGGGAGGCGCCGCAACGGCAAGGGCAAGGGAGCCAAGGGUAGCGGAGGUGGCACUGGGGGGGGAGGGGGGGUGGUGGUGGAGGAGGUGGAGGAGGAGGACGUGGCGGAGGGGCUGGUGGCGGGAGUGCUGGUGGGAGUGGUAGCGUCGGUAGCGGUGGUGGAGGCGGUGGCGGCGGUGGGGGUGGCGGUGGCGGUGGCGGCCGGGGCGGUGGUGGCGUCUGCGGUGGCGGGUCUGACAUCCCAGCAGCUGGUGGAGGUGGCGGCGGUGGCGGUCGGGGUGGAGGCACUGGCGCUGGCCAGAGACAGCAGCAGCAGCAGCGUCCCCAGACAUCCCAGCAGCUUCUACCGCUGCUUCUCCCGCCUUGACGACGCCUGGCGUGAGGAGAUGGGCGAGGAGUAUGAGCGCCCUCGCUUGCAUGAUCUGCUUAAGGCUGGUGUAGACAUUUUUUCUCUUAACUUUGAUGCUAUUAUUUCUGCUAUGUACGCAUUCGAAGUUAGUGCUGACGGUGACUGUUUCUUGUGUAUGCCGCCUGACCCAGGUAUAGAGGCUGCUGCCUUAGGUGCGAGCGAGUCUGCUCUCUCAGGUACUGCGCCUGCUGAGGCCUUGCACACCUUCACACCAGAAUUAGGUAUAGAGGCUGCUGCCUUAGGUGCGAGCGAGUCUGCUCUCUCAGGUACUGCGCCUGCUGAGGCCUUGCCCACCUUCACGCUUGACUCAGGUGCUUCUCGCUGUUUCUUCCGUGACCGCACGCACAACACUCCCUGCAUCUGUUGCCGUCUCUCCGGCUGA
Messenger RNA from Closterium sp. Yama58-4, 1221 nucleotides. The record is from the annotation of a GenBank genome assembly. NCBI's taxonomy places the organism in Eukaryota, Viridiplantae, Streptophyta, Zygnematophyceae, Desmidiales, Closteriaceae.